Messenger RNA from Closterium sp. Naga37s-1, 3357 nucleotides. The record is from the annotation of a GenBank genome assembly. Lineage: Eukaryota; Viridiplantae; Streptophyta; Zygnematophyceae; Desmidiales; Closteriaceae.
AUGGACCGGUUGGACCAACUGGCCUGUUGGUCCUGUGGACCGGUUGGACCAACUGGCCUGUUGGUCCUGUGGACCGGUUGGACCAACUGGCCUGUUGGUCCUGUGGACCGGUUGGACCAACUGGCCUGUUGGUCCUAUGGACCGUUUGGACCAACUGGCCUGUUGGUCCUAUGGACCGGUUGGACCAACUGGCCUGUUGGUCCUAUGGACCGGUUGGACCAACUGGCCUGUCGGUCAAUGGACCGGUUGGACCAAUGGCCUGUUGGUCCUAUGGACCGGUUGGACCAACUGGCCUGUUGGUCUAUGGACCGGUUGGACCAACUGGCAUGUUGGUCCUAUGGACCGGUUGGACCAACUGGCCUGUGGCCUGAUGGGACCGGUUGGACCAACUGGCCUGUUGGUCCUAUGGACGGUUGGACCAACUGGCCUGUUGGUCCUAUGGACCGGACCGGUUGGACCAACUGGCCUGUUGGUCCUAUGGGACCGGUUGGACCAACUGGCCUGUUGGUCCUAUGGACCGGUUGGACCAACUGGCCUGUUGGUCCUGUGGACCGUUGGACCAACUGGCCUGUUGGUCCUAUGGACCGGUUGGACCAACUGGCUGUUGGUCCUGUGGACCGGUUGGACCAACUGGCCUGUUGGUCCUAUGGACCGGUUGGACCAACUGGCCUGUUGGUCCUAUGGACGGUUGGACCAACUGGCUGUUGGUCCUAUGGACCGGUUGGACCAACUGGCCUGUUGGUCCUAUGGACCGGUUGGACCAACUGGCCUGUUGGUCCAAUGGACCGGUUGGACCAACUGGCCUGUUGGUCCUAUGGACGGUUGGACCAACUGGCCUGUUGGUCCUAUGGGACCGGUUGGACCAACUGGCAUGUUGGUCCUAUGGACCGGUUGGACCAACUGGCCUGUUGGUCCUAUGGACCGGUUGGACCAACUGGCCUGUUGGUCCUAUGGACCGGUUGGACCAACUGGCCUGUUGGUCCUAUGGACGGUUGGACCAACUGGCCUGUUGGUCCUAUGGACCGGUUGGACCAACUGGCCUGUUGGUCCUAUGGACCGGUUGGGACCAACUGGCCUGUGGUCCUAUGGACCGGUUGGACCAACUGGCCUGUUGGUCCUAUGGACCGGUUGGACCAACUGGCCUGUUGGUCCUAUGGACCGGUUGGACCAACUGGCCUGUUGGUCCUAUGGACCGGUUGGACCAACUGGCCUGUUGGUCCAAGGACCGGUUGGACCAACUGGCCUGUUGGUCCUAUGGCCGGUUGGACCAACUGGCCUGUUGGUCCUGUGGACCGGUUGGACCAACUGGCCUGUUGGUCCUAUGGACCGGGUUGGACCAACUGGCCUGUUGGUCCUGUGGACCGGUUGACCAACUGGCCUGUUGGUCCUAUGGACCGGUUGGACCAACUGGCCUGUUGGUCCUAUGGACCGGUUGGACCAACUGGCCUGUGGUCCUAUGGACCGGUUGGACCAACUGGCCUGUUGGUCCUAUGGACCGGUUGGACCAACUGGCCUGUUGGUCCUAUGGACCGGUUGGACCAACUGGCCUGUUGCCGAUGGACCGGUUGGACCAACUGGCCUGUUGGUCCUAUGGACGGUUGGACCAACUGGCCUGUUGGGUCCUAUGGACCGGUUGGACCAACAAACUGGCCUGUUGGUCCUGUGGACCGGUUGGACCAACUGGCCUGUUGGUCCUGUGGACCGGUUGGACCAACUGGCCUGUUGGUCCUGUGGACCGGUUGGACCAAUGGCCUGUUGGUCCUAUGGACCGGUUGGACCAACUGGCCUGUUGGUCCUAUGGACCGGUUGGACCAAACUGGCCUGUUGGUCCUAUGGACCGGUUGGACCAACUGGCCUGUUGGUCCUAUGGACCGGUUGGGACCAACUGGCUGUUGGUCCUAUGGACCGGUUGGACCAACUGGCCUGUGGUCCUAUGGACCGGUUGGACCAACUGGGCCUGUUGGUCCUAUGGACCGGUUGGACCAACUGGCCUGUUGGGUCCUAUGGACCGGGUUGGACCAACUGGCCUGUUGGUCCUAUGGACCGGUUGGACCAACUGGCCUGUUGGUCCUAUGGACCGGUUGGACCAACUGGCCUGUUGGUCCUAUGGACCCCCCCGGUUUGGACCAACUGGCCUGUUGGUCCUAUGGACCGGUUGGACCAACUGGCCUGUUGGUCCUAUGGACCGGUUGGACCAACUGGCCUGUUGGUCCUAUGGACCGGUUGGACCAACUGGCCUGUUUGUCCUAUGGACCGGUUGGACCAACUGGCCUGUUGGUCCUAUGGACCGUUGGACCAACUGGCCUGUUGGUCCUAUGGACCGGUUGGACCAACUGGCCUGUUGGUCCUAUGGACCGGUUGGACCAAUGGCAUGUUGGUCCUAUGGACCGGUUGGACCAACUGGCCUGUUGGUCCUAUGGACCCCAACUCCCCCUGGUCCUAUGGACCGGUGGACCAACUGGCCUGUUGGUCCUAUGGACCGGUUGGGACCAACUGGCCUGUUGGUCCUAUGGGACCGGUUGGACCAACUGGCCUGUUGGUCCUAUGGACCGGUUGGACCAACUGGCCUGUUGGUCCUAUGGACCGGUUGGACCAACUGGCAUGUUGGUCCUAUGGACCGGUGGGACCAACUGGCCUGUUGGUCCUAUGGACCGGUUGGACCAACUGGCCUGUUGGUCCUAUGGACCGGUUGGACCAACUGGCCUGUCGGCCGAAUGGACCGGUUGGACCAACUGGCAUGUUGGUCCUAUGGAUCGGUGGGACCAACUGGCCUGUUGGUCCUAUGGACCGGUUGGACCAACUGGCCUGUUGGUCCUAUGGACCGGUUGGACCAACUGGCCUGUUGGUCCUGUGGACCGGUUGGACCAACUGGCCUGUUGGUCCUGUGGACCGGUUGGACCAACUGGCCUGUUGGUCCUAUGGACCGGUUGGACCAACUGGCCUGUUGGUCCUAUGGACCGGUUGGACCAACUGGCCUGUUGGUCCUAUGGACGGUUGGACCAACUGGCCUGUUGGUCCUAUGGACCGGUUGGACCAACUGGCCUGUUGGUCCUAUGGACCGGUUGGACCAACUGGCCUGUUGGUCCUAUGGACCGGUUGGACCAAAGGCCUGUUGGCCUAUGGACGGUUGGACCAACUGGCUGUUGGUACUAUGGACCGGUUGGACCAACUGGCCUGUUGGUCCUAUGGACCGGUUGGACCAACUGGCCUGUUGGUCCUAUGGACCGGUUGGACCAACUGGCCUGUUGGUCCUAUGGACCGGUUGGACCAACUGGCCUGUUGGUCCUAUGGACCGGUUGGACCAACUGGCCUGUUGGUCCUAUGGACCGGUUGGACCAACUGGCCUGUUGGUCCUAG